AUGUCGGGCGCAAACACCAUCAAGGUCGUGGCCCGUUUUCGACCGCAAAACAAGAUCGAACUUGCAUCUGGCGGUCAGCCGAUUGUCAGUUUCGAUGGCGACGACACAUGUAGUCUCCAGUCCGCCGAGGCGCAGGGCUCCUUCACAUUUGAUCGUGUAUUUGGUAUGGAUACAAGACAAUCGGACAUUUUCGACUACUCCAUCAGACCUACCGUGGACGAUAUCCUCAACGGCUACAAUGGAACCGUCUUCGCAUAUGGCCAAACAGGUGCCGGAAAGUCCUAUACCAUGAUGGGAACCAGUAUAGAGGACGAGCUAGGGAAAGGUGUUACUCCACGUAUCGUCGAGCAGAUCUUCAGCAGUAUCAUGUCGAGCCCGGCCAAUAUCGAGUACACCGUACGAGUUAGUUAUAUGGAAAUCUAUAUGGAGCGCAUUCGCGAUUUGCUCCAACCACAAAACGACAACCUACCUGUACACGAGGAGAAGAAUAGAGGCGUCUACGUCAAGGGACUUCUUGAGUUGUAUGUUUCCAGUGUCGAGGAAGUGUUCGAGGUCAUGACCAGAGGAGGAAAUGCUCGAGCCGUUGCUGCGACCAACAUGAACCAGGAAUCCUCGCGCUCCCAUUCCAUUUUCGUCAUUACCAUCACCCAGAAGAACGUUGAAACGGGCUCGGCCAAGAGCGGCCAGCUGUUCUUGGUCGAUUUGGCUGGUAGUGAAAAAGUGGGCAAGACGGGCGCAAGUGGUCAGACUUUAGAAGAGGCAAAGAAGAUCAACAAGAGUCUGAGUGCUCUUGGUAUGGUCAUCAACGCCUUGACCGAUGGCAAAUCCUCACAUAUCCCCUACAGAGAUUCAAAGUUGACAAGAAUAUUGCAAGAGUCACUAGGAGGUAACAGCAGGACGACGCUCAUCAUCAACUGUUCGCCCAGUAGUUAUAACGAUGCCGAAACGCUUAGUACGAUGCGUUUCGGCAUGCGUGCCAAAUCUAUCAAGAACAAGGCCAAGGUCAACGCAGAGCUCAGUCCUGCUGAGCUCAAGGCUAUGCUCAAGAAGUCUCAGCUUUCUAUCGCCAACUUUGAGAAUUGGGCAUCAGCAGCAGAUAGCGAGCUUUCCGUAUGGCGCGCCGGCGAUACCGUGCCUAGAGAAAAGUGGACGCCUGCUUUUGGCACAGACGGCGUUGUUGCCAUGAAACCUGAAGCAAAAGCGCCCCGACCCUCUACACCAUCUCGAUUGAUACCAGAUAGCCGUGCCGAAACUCCUGCACUCACUGAGCGAUCCGGCACUCCUAGCAUACCUCUAGAUAAGGACGAGAGGGAAGAAUUCCUCCGAAGAGAAAAUGAACUGCAGGACCAGCUGGCCGAGAAGGAGACGGCAGUAGCGGCUGCAGAGAAGAGUUACGCGGAAUCCAAGGAGGAGCUUGCAUUUAUCAAGGAACAUGACAGCAAACUCGGAAAGGAGAAUGAGAAACUCACGACCGAGGUAAACGAGGCUAAGAUGCAGCUCGAAAGGUUGUCGUUCGAGAGCAAGGAAGCUCAGAUUACCAUGGAUGCUUUGAAGGAGGCCAAUUCCGAGCUCACAUCUGAAUUGGACGAGGUAAAACAGCAACUGCUGGAUGUUAAGAUGAGCACAAAGGAGACAAGUGCGGCUCUUGACGAGAAAGAGAAGAGGAAAGCCGAGAAGAUGGCCCAAAUGAUGGCCGGAUUUGACCUGGGCGGCGACGUGUUCAGCGAAAAUGAGCAAGCUAUUGCCAGAGCGAUCCAGCAGGUUGAAGCUUUCUACGAAUCCAGCUCUUCGGGCGAUGUGAUUCCACCGGACGACUUGCAUGAUCUCAAAUCGAGAUUGGUCGAAACACAAGGUAUCAUCAGACAAGCCGAGCUCUCGCUUUACAGCACUGCCUCCGGCGAUUCUGACGCUCGCCGGAGGGCUGAAUUGGAGAUCCGCCUGGAGACGUUGCAACAGGACUACGAAGAGCUGCUGAGCCGAAACUUGACGGAGGCCGACACGGAAGAAAUCAAGACUCGACUCAGGGAGGCAUAUUCCAACAAGCAAACCACCCAGAUUGAACUUGUUGAUGAGCUUAAGGCAGAUAUCGCCCAGAAAACUACCGAGAACUCUCGUAUGAAGACUCUCAUUGAUGACUUGCAGACCCGUCUGAAGUCCGGUGCAGUAGCAGCGCCCAACGUGGCCAAUGGCAAGACCGUGCAGCAACAGAUUGCGGAGUUCGACGUCAUGAAGAAGAGUCUAAUGCGCGACCUGCAAAACAGGUGUGAACGUGUUGUCGAGCUCGAGAUCAGCCUCGAUGAGACUCGGGAGCAGUACAACAAUGUGCUGCGUUCUUCGAACAACCGAGCCCAACAGAAGAAGAUGGCCUUCCUCGAGCGUAACCUUGAACAGCUGACCCAGGUCCAGCGCCAACUUGUCGAGCAGAACGGUGCCCUCAAGAAGGAGGUUGCCAUCGCAGAGCGCAAACUGAUCGCACGAAAUGAGCGUAUCCAGAGCCUAGAAAGCUUACUGCAAGAUAGCCAGGAGAAACUCACUGCCGCGAACCACAGGUGUGUAAAACACCUUCAAUUCGAGUCUCAACUCACCGCUGUCAAGGAACGUCUCGAGGCCGCAAAAGCGGGCUCGACUCGUGGUCUGAACGCACCGGCCGGCAACGGUGGAUUCAGCUUUGGUAGCCGCAUCGCCAAGCCCCUACGGGGAGGAGGUGACAGUGCUCAGGCACAGGUCCCUACUAUUGCCAACCUACAGAGCGAGAGCGGUGCUAGCAAUAAGAGAAGCAGCUGGUUCUUCAAUAAGUCGUAG
Messenger RNA from Truncatella angustata, 2802 nucleotides. RefSeq names its product kinesin. The coding region runs from base 1 to 2802 and encodes 933 amino acids. The record is from RefSeq and is a predicted model, not a curated record. NCBI's taxonomy places the organism in Eukaryota, Fungi, Ascomycota, Sordariomycetes, Amphisphaeriales, Sporocadaceae. Gene Ontology annotation, biological process: microtubule-based movement. The transcript has 3 exons. Gene Ontology annotation, molecular function: ATP binding; microtubule binding; microtubule motor activity.